Messenger RNA from Leishmania major strain Friedlin, 555 nucleotides. RefSeq lists its product as hypothetical. NCBI's taxonomy places the organism in Eukaryota, Euglenozoa, Kinetoplastea, Trypanosomatida, Trypanosomatidae. The transcript has a single exon. The record is from RefSeq and is a predicted model, not a curated record. Bases 1 to 555 code for a protein of 184 amino acids.
AUGUCCGGGAUCGCCUGUGCUGCAUCCGUGCGUGUCAGUGUCGGGCCGUCCGUGAGUAGCUCGCUUGAUCAUUCUACACAGGCGGCCCUGCGCACUCCCGCGCGCCACAAGGCGUCGACAAUCCGCAUUGCAAAUCGCAAGAAGGUUGAGAUGUUCGUCGGGAAGCGCUACUACCUUCCAACACGACUACGCGUUGCAGCACCGGACAUUGCGGCGGAGUGGGAUCAUGAAAAGAACCCCAUGCACCUCUACCCAGACAUCGUGAGCAUCGGCUACAUGCAUCCCGUGUACUGGAAGUGCCGAGGGUGCGCCAGUUCGUACCAGAUGAGUGUGGAAAAGCGCGUGGUGCGCGGUGGUGGAUGCCCUGUCUGCGAAGAUCGGGAGAUGAGCAGGUCGAUGGCGUUCAACACCGCAGCCAUGGGCACCGGCAGUGCGCACGCUCGUGAAGCUGAUGUUGAAUGUGGCGGCGCUACGCCGCCGCUGCUGCCCGGCGAGGAGAAUCGAUCACUGCGGCCGAAGCGCACCACAAUGCUUAACUUGCGGACCAAGUACUGA